This is a messenger RNA of Ectocarpus sp. CCAP 1310/34, 1278 nucleotides long. The record is from the annotation of a GenBank genome assembly. Lineage: Eukaryota; Phaeophyceae; Ectocarpales; Ectocarpaceae.
AUGCGGGUAGGAGACUUUCUGCCCCGGCGGUGCUACCUGUUUCCGGACGACGAAGGUUUCACGUACCUCCGCCCGGACCGGUUAGGGCGAGCUGUGACCUUCUUAGCCGCGUUGAGACAAGGAGAGAAACUCCUGCCUCUAGCUCUCGUGCGAGACUUUAGUCCUAGCAAGGACUGCCUCUGCCAACGCCCAGACUGCUUCCUAGCUAUUUUCGCCGAGAAAGAAAGGAAGGCAGAGAUUCGCCAAUGCAGUAAAUGCAAGUACCGGAAAUCGGACAGGAGCCGCGUAAGGUGGUAUCCCAUGGAUGCUGCAGGAGAUCAUGUCGCGGAGGGUAAUGCGAUGGUGAGUGAUGGUGAUUGGUGGUGCGGCCGUUGCUACCAGAGCCGGUUGAACGGCAUGAAGAGAGACGACAAACCGACAGAGGAACAAGCGGGGGACGAGGCGCCGACUCUUCUAGAGCCUUUGAGCACGGUGCGCAGGAUGGUGGAUGACGUCCUCGGUCGAGGUGAGAUCCUUUGCUGGCAGGACGUCGCCGGUUGGCUAGCUGCUGAAGGCGCGAAGGUUGGCAUGGCGGAGAUAACGGGGAAGUACGCACGACAACUCGUCCUGGACUUGUUUACCGGGAUGGACGCAGACCCCGGGAGCAAAUCACGAUUGGUCCGAGCCGACGGAGCGCAAGGAGACGCACGCGAGCGGGAACUCUUCCUCUUCCCAAACACCCUUGGGGACAAGCAUCUCGUUGACUUAAUGCUGCGUGCUCGACGUAGUGCACCCGCACAGCCACCAUCCAACCAGCUAGCUGAUAAGGGUGGGUCUCUCGAGUCGAUUCUGAAGGAAGUCGAGAAGGACACGGAGGACGCAGACGCACGGAUGUCCGUCGUGCGGGCAGCUGGUAGAAUNAGGAACUUCCUCUUCCCAAACACCCUUGGGGACAAGCAUCUCAUUGACCUAAUGCUGCGUGCUCGACGUAGUGCACCCGCACAGCCACCAUCCAACCAGCUAGCUGAUAAGGGUGGGUCUCUCGAGUCGACCUGUCCGUCUUUUUUUUCCUUGCGCAAGAAGGCAGAACGAGGUAACGCCAUCUUCCGGUACUGGCAGAAUGGCCUGAGGGAGACCAUGCCGGUGACAGAGUUUGCCGGCAAAGGAUGGAGCGUCGACCCACGAGGAAAGGGGAGCGACGGCGACGAACUCACAAAGGAGAACUUCGUGCUUGACCUGUCCGAGUAUGCUUACAUCGCCCCUGACCGAAAGACAGUGACGCUAGCGUGUGNCCGGUGA